This is a messenger RNA of Cynara cardunculus var. scolymus (artichoke), 831 nucleotides long. RefSeq lists its product as uncharacterized. Bases 1 to 831 code for a protein of 276 amino acids. The record is from RefSeq and is a predicted model, not a curated record. The transcript has 2 exons. NCBI's taxonomy places the organism in Eukaryota, Viridiplantae, Streptophyta, Magnoliopsida, Asterales, Asteraceae.
AUGAAGGAACAUGUGAAAGUAGUGACUUUAAGGAGUGGAAAGGAAUUGAUAGAAAGUGAACCUUUGAAAAAGAUUGUUGAGUCAUCCAAAUCACCAACUGAAAAUGAUGUCACAACACCCACUCUAGAUGUUGUUACACCUAUUUUGAAAAAUAAGGGAAAAUCAAUAGACAUAGGGAUACUCCCUAAGAAAGUUGACUUCCCCUUAAUAUUUCCAAAUGAGGGCAAAAAGGUGUCAUUUCAGGAUGAAACUUCAACAUCUUUCACCAACACUGACAAUCCUGACACAUCACUUGUCACUCCUAUAGUCAAACCAACCAACCAUAAAGCUAUUGAACAAAUGCCAAGUUAUGCAAAAUUUCUCAAGGACAUUUUAAGCAAGAAAAAGAAGUUGAGUGAAUAUGAAAUUGUUGCCUUAACAGAAGGUUGUAGUGCCCUCCUUUCAAACAAACUUCCCCAUAAGCUCAAAGAUCCAGGGAGUUUUACUAUUCCCUAUUUAAUAGGUGGGAAAGAGAUAGGAAAGGCCUUGUGUGAUUUAGGAGCUAGCAUUAACCUCAUGCCAUUGUCUGUUUUCAACACUUUAGGCAUUGGAGAAGCUAGACCAACCACAAUCAUCCUUCAGUUAGCUGACAAGUCCAUAGCUCACCCGAAAGGGAAAAUUGAGGAUGUGUUAGUCCAGGUGCAUAAAUUCAUUUUUCCUGCUGACUUCAUUAUUCUUGAUUUUGAGGCUGAUAAAGACAUUUCAAUCAUCUUAGGAAGACCAUUUUUGGCUACCGAAAGAACUCUGAUAGAUGUGCAAAAAGGUGAGUUGACUAUGAGAGUGAAUGAGUAA